CUUCCCCUACAACUCAGCAGCACAGUGCCUGUCUCACACACAUCUCUGCUCCUGCCUGUGCGUGUGCGUGUGAGCGUGUGUGUGUGUGUGUGCGUGUUUGCGCGCACCCCGGGCUCUAAACAACCGAACACCCCUCCGCGUGGACCAGCGGGACCAUGGGACAGCUCUGAGCCGCGCCACUCCAGACCCUCCCUAAUUUGGGGCCCACACAGUAUGGUUGUGUUGCAUUCCUCCAAAGUUCCUGUCCAUUCACCCCGUUGUCAAACUGAUAUGGACCCCUCCACAGAACCCCUGUCUGACCCUACACCCGGGGACCUGUGUGGUUCCCCUCCGUCUGUCGCAGCCCCUCGAAAACAAAUCCGUCUCCAGGAGAGGCGGGGCUCCAACGUGUCCUUAGUGUUGGACGUCAGUAGUCUGGGCACAGUGGAGCCCCUGUGCUCCAUCUCCACCCCAAAAGAAACCAUUCUGCACCUCCUGCGGACCAGCACACGCCCCCUGACAGCUAGCCAACUGAAGGAGGCCUCUGGCCAGGCCCAAGCCCUGGACAAGGAGUACCAGAAAAUACCUCCAAACUUUGUGAAUUCGUCGGAGUUGGACAUCCCGGGCCACGCCCUAAAGGACCGCUACAAGACCAUUCUCCCCAACCCAGAGACUCGCGUGUGCCUGCAGACCCCAGGGACUGAUGGGAAGGCCGAGGGCUACAUCAAUGCAAACUACAUCCGGGGGUACGGGGGAGCGGUGAAAUGCUACAUCGCGACGCAGGGCCCGAUGCGCCACACUGUGGGGGACUUCUGGGAAAUGGUGUGGCAGGAGGAGUCCAGCAUCAUCGUCAUGAUCACAGACCUGAAGGAGAAGAAGGAGAAGUGCGUGCUGUACUGGCCACAGAAGGAGGGCCGGUUCGGCAGGUUUGACGUGAGGGUGACCGCGGUGAGAGAGUGCGGGGGGUACACAAUCCGAGACCUCAGCCUCCAGGUGGGCAGUGAGAGCAGGCAGGUGAGGCAUUACUGGUACUCCUCCUGGCUGGAUCAUCAGACCCCAGACUGUGUUGAGCCGGUCCUGCGGCUGGUGUGGGACGUACAGCACGAAAGAGAGGCUCUCACACAUUGCGGACCCACCAUCGUCCACUGCAGUGCGGGCAUUGGGAGGACUGGUUGUUUCAUUGCCAGCAGCAUUGGCUGCCAGCAGCUUCAGCACACCGGAGAGGUGGACGUCCUGGGGAUCGUCUGCCAGUUACGGCUCGACAGGGGCGGGAUGAUCCAGACGAGUGAGCAGUACCAGUUUCUGUACCUCACCCUGGCACAGUACAGCCGCCAGCUGAGCCAGAGUCGUCAUGGAGACAGGGGGCGGAGUAACACCAGCCAAACAGACAGAAAGGCCCAGGAGGACCAUCACACCCCAGCAACAGCAGCUCAGCUUCAGGAUCCCUGAGCCCUCCAGCUUUUAUACGGCGUAUUGUAUGAUUCUUUAGGGACUGUACUUUCAUAAUGGCUUUGUUUUAAUCCAGAUUUUUGUUUAUAAUGCCUCAGCAGAUGGGCCUGGCUAAAAUAAAUGUUUCGAUGUCCAUGUA
This is a messenger RNA of Anguilla anguilla (European eel), 1567 nucleotides long. Its product is annotated as tyrosine-protein phosphatase non-receptor type 7-like. The record is from RefSeq and is a predicted model, not a curated record. Gene Ontology annotation, biological process: protein dephosphorylation. The coding region runs from base 214 to 1428 and encodes 404 amino acids. Gene Ontology annotation, molecular function: protein tyrosine phosphatase activity. NCBI's taxonomy places the organism in Eukaryota, Metazoa, Chordata, Actinopteri, Anguilliformes, Anguillidae. The transcript has 10 exons.